AUGCGUGAAAUCAUCAGCAUCAACGUCGGCCAGGCCGGUUGCCAGAUCGCCAAUUCCUGCUGGGAGCUGUACUGCCUUGAGCACGGCAUCCAGCCCGAUGGCUACCUGACCGAGGAGCGCAAGGCUGCCGACCCUGACCACGGCUUCAGCACAUUCUUCACCGAGACCGGCCAGGGCAAGUAUGUCCCGCGCACCAUCUACUGCGAUCUCGAGCCCAAUGUCGUCGACGAAGUCCGCACCGGCACCUACCGCAGCCUGUUCCACCCCGAGCAGAUGAUCACCGGCAAGGAGGAUGCCUCCAACAACUACGCUCGUGGCCACUACACCGUCGGCAAGGAGCUGAUCGACCAGGUCCUGGACAAGGUCCGCCGCGUCGCCGACGGCUGUGCCGGCCUGCAGGGCUUCCUCGUCUUCCACUCGUUCGGUGGCGGUACCGGCUCGGGUUUCGGCGCCCUGCUGAUGGAGCGCCUGUCCGUCGACUACGGCAAGAAGAGCAAGCUCGAGUUCUGCGUCUACCCCGCCCCGCAGACCGCCACCUCUGUUGUUGAGCCGUACAACUCCAUCCUGACCACGCACACCACCCUCGAGCACGCCGACUGCUCGUUCAUGGUGGACAACGAGGCCAUCUACGACAUCUGCCGCCGCAACCUCGGCCUCGAGCGCCCGACGUACGAGAACCUCAACCGCCUGAUUGCCCAGGUCGUCUCGUCCAUCACCGCCUCGCUGCGCUUCGACGGCUCGCUCAACGUCGACCUCAACGAGUUCCAGACCAACCUGGUGCCGUACCCGCGCAUCCACUUCCCCCUGGUCGCCUACGCCCCCGUCAUCUCGGCCGCCAAGGCCGCCCACGAGGCCAACUCCGUCCAGGAGAUGACCAUGUCGUGCUUCGAGCCCAACAACCAGAUGGUCAAGUGCGACCCCCGCAACGGCAAGUACAUGGCAACGUGCCUGCUGUACCGCGGCGACGUCGUGCCCAAGGAUGCCCACGCCGCCGUGGCCACCCUCAAGACCAAGCGCACCAUCCAGUUCGUCGACUGGUGCCCGACGGGCUUCAAGCUCGGCAUCUGCUUCCAGCCGCCCCAGCAGGUCCCCAAUGGCGACCUGGCCAAGGUCAACCGCGCCGUGUGCAUGCUGUCCAACACCACCGCCAUUGCCGAGGCCUGGUCGGCCCUGUCGGCCAAGUUCGAUCUCAUGUACUCCAAGCGUGCGUUCGUCCACUGGUACGUCGGCGAGGGCAUGGAGGAGGGCGAGUUCUCCGAGGCCCGCGAGGACCUGGCGGCCCUGGAGCGCGACUACGAGGAGGUUGCCACCGACUCGCUGGAGGCCGAGGAGAUCGAGGCCGAGUACUAG
This is a messenger RNA of Sporothrix brasiliensis 5110, 1350 nucleotides long. Its product is annotated as tubulin alpha. The transcript is spliced from 5 exons. The coding region runs from base 1 to 1350 and encodes 449 amino acids. The record is from RefSeq and is a predicted model, not a curated record. Gene Ontology annotation, cellular component: microtubule; nucleus; cytoplasm. NCBI's taxonomy places the organism in Eukaryota, Fungi, Ascomycota, Sordariomycetes, Ophiostomatales, Ophiostomataceae. Gene Ontology annotation, biological process: nuclear division; microtubule cytoskeleton organization; nuclear migration by microtubule mediated pushing forces. Gene Ontology annotation, molecular function: GTP binding; structural constituent of cytoskeleton.